GGCGUUGACUGCACGUACACAAUGACCACGGACGACGGCAUCCAACCAGACGACAAAUGACACGUGGCGCCAUCGACUGCAAUCAGAACUGAAGGGGGACUUAUUUCUCGGUUCAGAAUCGAAAGAAAAACAAUAAAAAUAUCGAUGCGAGUUUCACUAUUUUUCAUCCGCAAUAUUAUUUAUGCAUACUGUUGUGUGCAUAAGCCGAGAAAGUUCGUAACAGUCACCUGCAAUGUUGAUGCAAUUUUACUCUCUCGCUCUCUUCGUAUAAUGAAAAAAAAUCUUGCGUUUGAUGCAGUUUAUUUACAAAUUUGUGGGUAAUUUUAACUUUAUAUCAUGGAAUCUACAAGAAGAAGGAUAUAUACUUUAGUUUUCGUCAAAAAACCCUCGGAAAUUCUUUUGGGCUUUAAAAAACGAGGACUCGACAAAGGAAAAUGGAAUGGUUUUGGUGGCAAAGUGGAAAAUGAGACUAUCGAGGAAGGAGCUUUAAGAGAGUUAAAAGAAGAAUGUGGUUUAUCCGGCAAUUUGCGAAGAAUUGGAGUACUUGAAUUUGAUGGAAGAGAGAAGAAUACACUUUUAAUAGUUCACGUUUUUGACACUUAUACCUACAACGGAGACAUAACGGAGUCCGAAGAAAUGCUACCAAAAUGGUAUAGCACAGAGGAAAUUCCUUUCAGCGAAAUGAAAGUAGAUACUCGCAUUUGGUUUCCUCAUAUGCUAAAAGGAAAUUUGUUCAAAGGCUACUUUCUGUACCAAGGCGAAGAUACUCUCAUCGAUUACAAAAUUGAACUUUUAACAGAACUUGAUGAAGUAAAAUAGUAUUUUAUUCUGCUGACGCAUCCCCUUGCAAACAAGCUGCUCUUAAGGAGGCGUGAGUCGCUACUCGUUCGAGUUCGUAUUUCUCCUCGGCUUCUUUCAACAAAGCGGAACACCUGAGAUGCUCGCUACUCUCGGAUAUAUCCAGAGGAGUGAAGCCGUUCUUGUCGCAAACACCCAAGUCCACUUUGAACUCGAGAAGCUUCUCGAUAUUGGAACUGUGUCCAUGCUCCGCGCUAAUAUGUAGAGGCGUUCGAUACUGACCUCGAGGACCGCAGGCUAUGUUUGGAUUGGCACCUGCAGACAAGAGGACUCCUAGACAUCGUGAAUUCUCUGUUAUAGCUGCGGCAUGCAAUGCUGUUCGACCCCACGAAUCCUGACUGUUUAUAUACUGAGCGUGUUCGCCUCCAAGAAGAUCCUCUAGAAGCUCGGCAUUGUCCCAGAGAGUAGCUUGAUGGAGUAGACGACCGGGGAAAUCUUCGUCGACGGGAGUGUAGUCCUCCAUUGUGGUGACUGCAAAUUUGCAGAGGCUUUAGAAAGCGAAGGCUUACAAAUUCAACAAUUUGGUAGAAAGUCUUACAAUUAUGUAGAAAAUGGAACGUUUUUGUAAAAAAUUCGUUUAUAACCAUUUUUAAUUAUUAUUCCGAAAUGACAACUUAAUUAAAUCCCGUUAUUGUUGAAAAUUCACCUUUUACG
Molecule: messenger RNA, 1512 nt
Organism: Belonocnema kinseyi
Lineage: Eukaryota; Metazoa; Arthropoda; Insecta; Hymenoptera; Cynipidae
Product: 7,8-dihydro-8-oxoguanine triphosphatase-like
Exons: 5
Coding region: 337-819 (160 amino acids)
Biological process (GO): DNA protection
Molecular function (GO): 8-oxo-7,8-dihydroguanosine triphosphate pyrophosphatase activity
Source: RefSeq, a predicted model, not a curated record